AUGCGGCCAGGACCCGGGCUGGUCGUGAUGGCGCUUGCGUUUAUUUCGGGGGCUCGGCGUGCCAGCACCAGCAGCAGCAGCAGCAGCUCGUUAAUACCAACAACAGCAACAACAACAACAGACGACGGUAGCGCUGGUGACGUCCCUGGCCGUCCCAGCAGUGCUCCGGCCGCCCACAAUUUUCCGCUUAACUUUGAUUUCUAUCGGCGACCGGCGCUGCACGCUGCACCCGACGAAACUGCGCUUGCCUCCUCAACGCGACGUGCCCGCAGUCUCGACGACGGCACGAGGGCGGGGAGCAGCCACGACGCGGGUCAGGGCACAGAAUCAGCUGCGGGGGCGCCCGAGUCCAGCGAGGCGACGCUUACUAACGAGAACGAGGAGGCUGAAAGAGAACCGGAGCAGGAGCAGGAGCAGAAGCAGGCGGAGGAGGAGGAUAGCAGCGGACUACCGGUGCAGUACGCCUCAUCCCGUGCAUUUGACGAGGACGCUGACGUUGUAGCGGACGAGGACAUCUUUGCGCUGGUCGCCGAGGACGAUCUGCUGUCGGAGGAGUCGUUUGAUCGUUUAAUAAAGCUGAACGAAGAGGUGGAGGAGGAUUACAAUCUGGAUGCAAGAAUUGCCUUGACUCACACGCAGCAGCAACAACAGAAAGAUCAUCAAGAGCUGCAGGAGCAGCAGGAACAGCAGGAACAGGAAGCCGAGUCGCAGCAACAGGACGAAAUUCGAUUGGUCGAUGAAAGUGUGCUGCAUGCGCAACACAACGAGAAGGAUAACGAGAACGAGAACAACAACAACAACAAUAAACGUGAGACAGGAGAGGAGAGAAGAAGUGAAAACGAAGCCUAUGCGUCGCAUCUGAUUGCAAUUGCCCAAAGGGACGGUGGCACAUUGUCAGCCACGGUUGCAACAACAAAAACAAAAACAAGAGCGACUGGUGCAACAGACAAAGGCAGCAAAACAGCAGCGCCUGUUGUGGACCUCAAGAAAUCCAUACUCGGCACUAACUCCGCAUUAACACGCCUUAAUCCUUGGAUAUCAGCUUGUGAUCUGGCACAGCCGGGCACAACUGGCACCGACUUGCAGGGUCAGUGCUCAGCUGGUACACUGCCCAUGGCCUGGGUCGAUGAGGGACCUGGUCCGCCAAUCUGUCCGCGCUCCUGUGCUGAACAACAGUCGACGGACAGCAGCGACAGUGCGAAAUACUCGGAACUGCGCACCGAUAAUAAACUCAAGUAUUUCAUAAAUGCAAAUAGGUUUAACUAUAAGUCGCCACAGCAUACGCGUUUAAGCCACAACAGUAACAACAAUAAUAAUAACAAUAAUAACAGGAAUAUGAUUAAAGCCAUGUCGCGAGUGCGACGCGAUAAAAAAUGGCAAAUGGAUGGAGUACCAACGGAGGAGGAGGAGGUGGCAACAACAACAACAGCAACGGCCACAGCCACUGAGCAACAGCAGGAGCUGGAAAUGGAACUGGAAAUGGAGACAAUGGAGGCAUCAACAUUGGCAGCAACAUCAACCAGCAGCGAUUUAGAUGAAUUGGAUGAACAAUCGAUGCCCACAUUGCUGUAUAGCCAUCUGCAGACACCUGAGCAGCUCACAGCAAACGAGCAACACCAACAGCAACAGCAGCAACAACAACAGUGCCUUGAUUACCUGGGCGAUACCGUCGAGACAAGUCCACAGAGUUUGUGUGACAUGGGAUCGCCUGGUCAGCUGCUGGCGCGACUUCGCACCCUUCGAUUGCGUCAUUGCUGUGAGCGAAGUGUGUUCAGUGCGUUGCACACACUCGCGUUGAAUGCCACACUCACCGAUCGCGAUGAGUGUGUGCGUCUUCUCAAGGAUCUGCUCGAUGUGGACGCCUUGGCCAAUCGAAUCACCUGCGAACUAUCCGAGAUACUCUUCCGCUUUGAUUGCCGUCAGGUGUAUUCGCUGGUCAAUCAGUGUGACGACUGCAAGGAAGCUUAUCGCCGCUGGGUUUGUAGCACGCUGGUGCCGUAUUUUGCCGAGCCGCAGGACGUUGAUCCAACGAAGGCAGCGAGUAAAAAUAAAAGUAAACGUGCUGCGAGAAAUGCAGGCGCUGCUCUUGGGAGCGAUGGCAUCGAUGGCAACAAGCAUAAAUCUCAGAAAUUAAUCAGCAAUAACAAUAAAUCAAACAACGGCAAUAACAUGAACGAGCAUCAGAUUAAUCAACAGCAUGACGAGGACAAUGAGCCACAAAACAAAAAUGCGAAUGUGAAUGUGAAUGCGAAUGUGAAUGAGAAUAAGAAUGUGAACGUUGUGAAUGUGGCGCAAGCAUUCUAUAAUGUUGUUGGCAUUGGCCAGCAUCAAUCCCAGUUCCAGUUACAGUCCCGGUCCCUGUCCCACAAUAACAAUCCUAAGGAUAACAGUAGAGGAGCAAUCUCUGCGCCACAACAAAAUGAUGAAGAUGAACAAUUCAAUAAUUUCAUAUCGACUGCCAAUAAUGCGGAUCCCAGCGCAGCGGAUCCAGUGAUAUCAAAACUACAAAAGAGAUCAACAUGCAAGGCAGAGUUCCGUAAGCGCCGACGCAUUCGACCCUGCCUGAGCGUAUGCCAAACUGUGGAACAAAAGUGCCCCUAUCUGCUGCCCGCCGAUCGCGCCCCCGCGCUGCCCACCCAAUAUGCCGGAGAGCCGACAUUUUCAUGCCUAGAUCAAAAUAUACCCGAGACCGGCGAGCAGCUGAAGAAAUCGAGCUACGGCCCCAACGACUGCUGCUACAGUUACUGCGAUGGACCGGCGGCGGGACUCUGCACCAUCUGCCGGGAUUUCGCCUCCACGUCCGGUCGUAAUGGCACAACAUCGACAUCGAAUGCCACCAACAUUAGCGGCCAUCGUGUGCAUAACAUAACGCUGACGAUGAGCUCACCGCCCGGCGAGCAUGCGCGUGCCGCCAGCGUCUCGGUGGCGCUACGGAAUGUGAGUGUAGCGCCGACGGCUGAGGAGGAGCUGUUGGAACGAUUGCCGUAUUAUGCGCGCCAUGACAGCGUGUAUUAUUAUGACGAUGACGAGGGCAGCGAUAUGCCGGAUAUGGCGCUUUCAGACGGCUGUGCGGCGGUGCCAUCGGUGACUACGCGCUGUACGAUACCCUAUUAUGCAUCCGGUGUGGCGCCGACGCCGCCGACGCAGCUGCUUGUCUGGCUGAGCGCGUUGCUCGGUCUGCUGAGCAGCUGUGGAGCGGCACGGCAGCGUUGUGCCUCACGUGCCACAAGCCGUGCAACUGGACGUGGCGACUGUGCGGCCAGCUGUCAUGAAUUGUUGGCCAGUUCGAGUCCGAGUGCGAGUUCGAGACGGGAACGGGAAACGGAAGACGGCGCCAGCAAGAGGCGCAGGCGGAAUGCCGAAGGAAACGGAAGUGCAAGCUUCACUGCCAGCCAAGCUUGGGCAUGGGCAUGGGCGUGGAAAUGGGCGUGGAAAUGGGUGGUGAAAUGGGUGGUGAAAUGGCCAGUGAAUACUUAUAAAGUAACGUGUAGAAAAGUGCGAUAUUUUAGGGGUAGCAGCAGAAGUAAAUUAAAAGUUGAACGCAUUAUUGAAAUGAGCUCUACAUAUAGUCGUAUAAUUAACUAUAGAGACUUACAACAACUAAUAAUACGAAUCAAGAAGUGCAGCGAUAGGAAUAGAAAUGCUAGAAAUUAUCGUUACUUCUACUACUACAACUACAACAUAAACGAUUGGUGGCGAAGAUGGAAGUGGUUUGUACAAGGAACCAUCGCUAUUGGCGCCUUAUAGUGCAUGCAAUUAGUAUGCGGUCACCUGCAGAUUGCAGUUAUAAUGUCAUUAAUUGUAUUUCGUACUCUAGAAAAUUACACGUAAUGCUAGCUAAUUAAAACGAAACCGAAACCAAAAGCAUCAACUGCAAAUUGUCAGUUGAGUGUAAAAAAAGCAAAACAAAAUAAUAAAUAAAUUUAAUAAUUAUAAUAAUGACAGAAAUUGCAGGUCUCUUUCAACCUGACAGGGCAAAAAAUGGGAAUUAAA
Drosophila innubila is the source of this 3993-nucleotide messenger RNA. RefSeq lists its product as uncharacterized. Gene Ontology annotation, molecular function: stretch-activated, monoatomic cation-selective, calcium channel activity. The coding region runs from base 1 to 3747 and encodes 1248 amino acids. Gene Ontology annotation, biological process: calcium ion import across plasma membrane. Gene Ontology annotation, cellular component: plasma membrane. The record is from RefSeq and is a predicted model, not a curated record. NCBI's taxonomy places the organism in Eukaryota, Metazoa, Arthropoda, Insecta, Diptera, Drosophilidae. The transcript has 8 exons.